This is a messenger RNA of Dichotomopilus funicola, 2811 nucleotides long. RefSeq lists its product as uncharacterized. Gene Ontology annotation, cellular component: membrane. Gene Ontology annotation, molecular function: metal ion transmembrane transporter activity. The record is from RefSeq and is a predicted model, not a curated record. Lineage: Eukaryota; Fungi; Ascomycota; Sordariomycetes; Sordariales; Chaetomiaceae. Gene Ontology annotation, biological process: metal ion transport; transmembrane transport. Bases 1 to 2811 code for a protein of 936 amino acids. The transcript has 3 exons.
AUGCCUUAUCAACGGCCUGUGACCUGCCUGAGCAACCAGCCCCAUGAUGGCCGCUCGAAUGCCGCGGUUCAUUUCAACGGCUGCCUGUCGGCUGCAAAACGGGACGUGUUUUUCGCCAACCUCCCACCAGAAAAACAAGAGAUGAUUACUCGCGCCAACGAGCAGACGGCCGAGUUCCGGAGCCGUCUCGAGACGACGGACCGACAUUCGACCGCGGGCACGAGACUUCAGGAGUUCAAACGAGCAAUGGGCCAGUGGACUUCUCUAAAUGGGCGCCCCAACGCCCAGUACACCAAAUCUCCGCGCCCGGGAUAUUCAAGGUCACAAACCCCCAAGAUGCCAGGUUUUGUCAGCGGGCGUCCGGUAAUCGACCACCAAAUCAAAGCGCCUGUUGUGUAUUUCCGGGACGGGCUGCCACAAGAUGCAGCAGAUCUCGACAACCAUUUCCCUGACCAGGGCUUUACCGUCGCAGAUUUGAUAGCAGACGAUCCGAACCUUAACCCGAUCAUGCAACCCGUGGAUCAAGACGUUAUCCGGUAUUUCCACCUCCCCGCGAACAACAUGUCGUGGGUCGAAGAGAUCAUCGCGCGCUACUACGGCGAGCAACGACCGAGUCCAGACAGACUCUCUCAUGAUGGCGAGUUUCGAAGGGUCAACUCCAAGACUGAAGCCAUCCUCAAGCCGAGCUACUGGUAUGGGCAACGGCAUUUCGAUGCUUCCUCGCAAGUCCAUGCACGGCAUAUGCGGCCAUUUUGCGCUGGCAUCCCCAGCAGCAACACGCGAGGGUCGAUCCAUCAGAAUAUGGUCUUGUACAUGCCAUAUCUGCAUUGGGAAACCGACCGUGGGCGCGUUCGAUCCGCUGAAGUCGCCAAAGAAGCCAGCAAACAAAAUCUGCAUUCCGUCGCAGACGUUAUCGAGCAAGCCCAAAACCGGCUGGGACGUACCGACACCCACCAGACAUUAACAAUGCCGGCUGCGCCUCCACCCGAACGAUCUACCAAUCGACUUGGCAAUGUUGAUCGACGCACAGCUGUCGGCCAAGUCUUCCGUACGGCCGCCGCGUUGAUGGAGGCUAUGGAUUCACACGUGGAUGAGCAAUUCACUAUGAGAUAUCUACACGAAAACCCCCCGCUUCACCCGCGGAGAACACUCGACCAGGCGUACUAUGGUGCGCUCCGGAGCACCGGUACACGAGACAGAGAUCAAGUCGUGUAUCGAGGAACGGCCCCAAAGCCGCACAAGUGUUUGCUGCCCGGGAAAUGUCAGCAGUGCAACGAGGAUGUCUGCAAGACUGCUCGGCUUCUUAUGGUCGACCAGCUGUGGAUGUGGGUGCUUGAUGAGCAGACGGUACUCGCCUGCUUCCCCCGAAGUUGGGGCGGAAACCGACCAGAUAACUCCGACAUCCAGAAGUGUCUGGAAAGGCGGUUUUGUCACUUGGAUCAUGGGGGGGUUUCGUCUGCGUAUGAUCUCGCCUCCAUCAUCAUUGACGAGGUUUCGCGCGUAUUCUUCGACUGCACCAAGAUCAACACCAAACAACCAAAUCCCGUUGAGCUUUUCAACGCCGCCAUUAAUGACCUCACCUACAAACAGACUGCGGCGUUUGACCAGUUCCUUAUUUACACCAAUCUAGCCUCCCGAGAUUACAAGCGAGAGCGCCAUACGGCCUCAGACGGAUCUUCACAAAACCAACUGCUGAACAUCAAUCCGGAGGGUGAGCUACUUAAGGAGGUGAAAGACAUCAUCGACGAACUUCACAUCAUCCGUAGCAUAAAAGAGCAGCAGCAGACAGUCCUGGACUGCUAUGUCAAACACGUCCGGCGCUCCCUAGCUCCUGCGAUCCGCGCACAUCAGACGGCUGCGGCUCAUGGCUCAUCUCCUUGGUAUUUCCCCCCUGAUGCUUUUACCGACAGAACCAACCCAGAUUCUAGGGUGACAGCCCAUUUUCAGAACGCCCAAUACACACUCACCAAUGCGGAAAUGCUGCUCCAAGACCAUUCCCAGCGAAUAUCGGAACUGCAUACCUUGGACAGCAACGCCCGCAACACAUCUACAGCACUCAAAGACCUCCUCACCCUCAAACAACAACAAGCCGGCGUAAUCGAAGCCCGCGAAGCCGUCAAACAAGCCAAUCUCACCUUCAAUCAAAGCCGCUCUAUCAUGAUCUUCACCAUCGUCACCAUCAUCUUCCUCCCGCUCUCCUUCUGCGCCUCCGUCUUCGGCAUGAACGCAGCCGAGUUCAACGACGGCCACCUUACCCUCUCUGAGCUCCUCCGCCUCAUGUUCCCCAUCUCCACGGGCAUCAUCGUCGUUUCCUUCCUGCUCGCCUUCUCCCGCACGUUAAUGACGAAUAGUGUUGUGUUGCUGCUGCGGAGUGUGACGAGUUAUGCGUGGAAUACGACGAGUACGUGGUUGGCGGUUAAGACGGGGAUGUAUGUGGCUGGGAGGGAGAUGAGGGCGAGGGCGAAUCGGUUGAGGGAGAGGGAGGGAACGGUUACGGGGGCGAUGAGAGCGGAGGUGUUGAGGAGGGAGAAGAAUUUGGAGAAGUUGAAGGCGGCGAAUCAUGUGAAGGAUUUGGCGAUUAUAAGGCGGCAGAGGACGGAACGGGCCGCUGGGAAUGAGAGUAGUGAUGAUGGGGAAGGAGGGGAUGAUAGGAUGGGGCCGGCACCUUGGGGGGGUGGUGCUGCUUCUGCUGCUGCUACGGGACAUGCUAGGCCGUUUUUGAGGCCUGGUGGGGGGGAGAUGGUGGAUGUGGAGUUGGGGGAGAGGGCGAGGAAGUCGAGUUCGCAGAUGAAUCUUGUGCAGGGGAGGUGA